AUGGAAUUAGCUAGAUAUUUCAAGGGUAUUUUACAACGUGGUGUUGGACCAUCCAUCAGAACAUUAUAUUAUACAGGUGAAUUGAAGUAUGGUAACGUCAUCGGAAAAGAUGUAUUCGGAAACAGUUACUUUGAAAAUCUAAAUGAACCACAUGGUAGACACAGAUGGGUAGAAUAUGCCGAUCCAGCCAAACCAGAGGCUACUACCGUUCCACCAGAAUGGUUUAGCAGAGAUAGAUUAGAUGAUAGCAGAUUGCAUUCAUGGUUACAUCAUAUUUCAGAUAAGCAUGGAAACUCACAAGAUAUGAUUUCAUUUACUCCACAAUACAAGAGAGACCAUCUUUCUAAUCCAACAGGUACUGACGGUGCUUACACACCACCAAACUAUUUGUAUAACAUUGAAAAAGCAAAGGAUGCUUAUGAAGAACAAGUAGCUGCUCAAAAGAAGAAUUAA
Molecule: messenger RNA, 453 nt
Organism: Heterostelium album PN500
Lineage: Eukaryota; Evosea; Eumycetozoa; Acytosteliales; Acytosteliaceae
Gene: ndufa12
Product: complex I NDUFA12 subunit family protein
Exons: 6
Coding region: 1-453 (150 amino acids)
Biological process (GO): mitochondrial respiratory chain complex I assembly; response to oxidative stress
Cellular component (GO): membrane
Source: RefSeq, a predicted model, not a curated record